This is a messenger RNA of Monoraphidium neglectum, 1308 nucleotides long. RefSeq lists its product as hypothetical. The coding region runs from base 1 to 1308 and encodes 435 amino acids. NCBI's taxonomy places the organism in Eukaryota, Viridiplantae, Chlorophyta, Chlorophyceae, Sphaeropleales, Selenastraceae. The transcript is spliced from 6 exons. The record is from RefSeq and is a predicted model, not a curated record.
AUGUCCCAGGAGCUCGGCGCGGGGCAGGAGAAGCGCAAGAAGACAAAGGAACUGCUUACAAAAGUAGUCGCACGUCUGGAGGAGCAGCUGGAGUAUGGGCAACAGCAACUUGGCAUCGAGCAGUCCGUCAAUGCACGCGCACGGGCGCACGUUGCGGCGCUGCAAGUCAUCUUGCUGGCGAGAUCCGCGCUCCAGCAGCUGCUGUCCCGUGACGGGGACUGCACCGAGCAGAUGCUAGCCUCUCUCGACCUGCAAGCGCAGCUGCUCGGCAGCUGCGCCUGCUGCAGCCCCCGCGCCGGCGGCGCCGGGGCCACGGGCGUGGGAGGCGAGGUGACCUUUGCCCUCGGCAGCAGCAACAUUGGCAGCGGCACCCUCGUGCAGAGCAGCAGCGACCCCUCCACCCUGACGCCCCUCGGCCGCCACCUCGCCCCGGGGCUGGCGCUGUGGCCGGCCCCCGCCACCAGCCAUGACACCGGCUCGACGGCUGGCGGGCUUGGUGCAGCCACCCUGGGCAGCGUUUGGCAGCCGCACGGUUUUGGUGGCCGGCCGAGCGGAGUCAGCGAGGGCGGGGGCGGGGCGCGCGGCGGCGACCAAGCCGGCAGGGGAUCCACCGGGGCUGUUGGGGUCAGCGCCUCUGAGUUUCUCAAGAGCGUCGUGGCCGCGCGCGGCCUGGAUGGCAGCAAGGCCGAGUUCGUGGGCUGGUGGCGCGAGCACGUGAUGCGGCUGGCGAUGCUGUGCCACCAGCACCGCAACGGCGCGGCCAGCCGCGCGCGGCUCGAGCAGGCGCGCGACCCCACCCGCAUGCGGCCCUGCUCUGGCCCUGCCCUGCUGUCUAUGGGGUCCCGGCUGUGCGGCUGUCUGGUGUCCCAGCGCUGGGCGCUGGAGCUGUUUGCUACAAACCUGGAAAGCGGCGAAGAGGGGGAGCCGCCGAGCAGCCUGUGGGACCGCGUGGCGACGUGCAUGGCCGUAGGCGCGGGCGCGGCGACCACCCUGCUGCACCUGAGCGAGUGGUGGCGCCGCGUCACUGCGGCCCUCGCGGCGGAGCACUGCUUGCUGCAGCAGGGGCCGCGCGCCCCCGGGCCCGACCCCAAGACGCUGGCCCACGUGCUCGCGCGGCUGGAGCGCGCACAUGGAUUGUUUCUAGCCGACGCGAUGGCGUUUGCCGUGAUCGCACACGCGUCGGCGCUGGCGCCGGAGCAGCUGGCGGAGGCGUACCUCUCAAGCUGGCCCUACCUGCCCUCCCCCUCCUGCCUGCUGGCCGCAGUGUUGGAUUCGCUCACGCGCCAGCAGCGCCGCGCGCCUGCGUGA